Messenger RNA from Aedes albopictus (Asian tiger mosquito), 5287 nucleotides. RefSeq names its product all trans-polyprenyl-diphosphate synthase PDSS1 (gene qless). The record is from RefSeq and is a predicted model, not a curated record. Lineage: Eukaryota; Metazoa; Arthropoda; Insecta; Diptera; Culicidae. The transcript is spliced from 9 exons. Gene Ontology annotation, molecular function: prenyltransferase activity. Gene Ontology annotation, biological process: ubiquinone biosynthetic process; isoprenoid biosynthetic process. Bases 929 to 2545 code for a protein of 538 amino acids. Gene Ontology annotation, cellular component: mitochondrion; transferase complex.
CCAUCCCAUUCGAACGCCCGUUGAAGGUCUUUCGCGGUCGCGGGCAUCAUCGAAAUCAACAGAGAGCCGUCAAAUCCUCAAACCGCACUCGCGCUCACUCAACUCACCCAUCAAGAAAAGACAAUCAAAACCGUGUGAGCUGAGAGAAGUGUUUCGCAAUCGGUCGGUCGGUGUGUUGGAUUUUUCGAGUCGGUGGUCCAUCGCAGAGUUUCGCGGAGUUGUGGGCCAGAUUUGCUGGAGAAAAUUGCCGCCGAAGUGAGUGGAGUUGUUGGUGAUUGUGCGCGCGGUGGAAUUUAUCGUGGUUCCGAACGCAAAAAGCCCGAUUCGAUUGACCGUUCAUCGGUCGGUCGGGGCCUGCUGCUGCUGCUAGGUACGACGAUUACGAACGGAGAAGAGUGGGCAAAGUCGUCUGACGAAGAGAACGAACGAGGAGAGUGUGUGCGGUGGGGUGGUGGAAGAAAACCUGAACCGAAGUGUGACGGCGCGGGUUCGCGAAGUCGCUCGCUCCCGCUCGCUCGCGGUGAGAUUUUGGUGAGGGUCAGCAAUUUCGACCGACGACUCGCUCUGUGAACUUGUCAUCAUCGCGGCGCGUGGAGCUUCUCACCGUGUGUUGGGUGAGUGCUGUUGAGAUCCGCGAUCUAUUUUGUGUGAGAGCAGCCAUCAGGUGUGUACGCUUUCUCCCAGGUGUGCGCUGAGAAGAGCACUCACACUCACCUGCCCCCGGACUCUCACUCUCCAGCCAGAGAUAGAGAGAGAACACACUCACUGCUCGCCGUCCACACGAUACAUGGUGAUCAUCGUGGCCCCGUUCGUGUUGCUGCUACUGGUGGUGGUCGGUUAAGGCCUCCGAAUCUUCCACAAGAUCCUCGGAUCGGGCGAAGAUCCGACGAAAAGAGCUCGAAAGCUCUCGAGGGGGGUUUCCAGCGUAAUGCUGCCGACCGAUCGGCUCACAAUUCUUUUGACUAUGGCGUGUUUAAGUUCGUCGAAUCGGGUCUGCGCCCGCGUUGUGCAGGAAAAACUGUGUCAGUUUGUUGUUGGCAAAAAUUAUCACCAUCAGCAACAGCAGCAGCAGCCAAAGGUGGUGGCGGCUGGUGCCACAGUAGCAGCAGGUGUUGGAACCGGAACUGGAUCCGGUAGUUCUGCUGCUGCGGCUGGGAAAAGUGUCGGAAAUGGUGUUGUUGGCAAGAAAACGGUCGUUGGCGGCGGUGGCAGUUCCGGUCCGUUGUUUACUGCGGCGUUGAAAUCCGGUGUUGGUGUUGGGUCGUUCGGCGGUGGCGGCGGGGGUAGUGUGGAAGCAGCAGCUAUGAAAUAUGGACCAAGUGUCGGAAUGUUCGGUGGUUCGUCGUCGUCGAUGAUGGCGAUGAUCAACGGUGUCGGUAGUGUUCGCAAUUUCUACAGCUCAUCUCUGGUACGCAAUCUCUUCAAAAAGAAUCAGCCAUCAAGCAGUUCACAGAUCCUCCUCCCGCCACCAGUAGUCAUCACACAGUCAGAGUCACACCCCUGCAUGCGAGGUUACAGCUCCGUUCACACACAGCAGCCGGCCGGUCCCAUUCGGGAGUACAACAUCGAUCCGUACAUCCUGCUGGACGAGGAGCUCAAAUACAUCUUCGAAGACAUCAGACAAGAAAUCAACCGUGCCACCAACCACCAAGAGCUGAAAAAGAUCGCCGUCUACUACUUCGAUGGCCAGGGAAAAGCGAUCCGACCGAUGGUAGCGAUGCUGAUGGCCAAGGCCCUCAACUAUCACAUGCACAACGAGACCAGCAACGUAGUGCACGCACAGCGACAAAUCGCCAUGAUUUCGGAGAUGAUUCACACCGCCAGUUUGGUCCACGACGAUGUCAUCGAUCAGUCCUUUGCGCGGCGGGGUAAACCUAGUGUAAACGUAAUAUGGAAUCAUAAAAAGGUGACGCAAGCAGGCGAUUAUGUUCUAGCUGUUGCAUCGAUGCUGUUGGCCCGCCUUAAACACGACGAAGUCACGCACAUCCUCAGUCAGGUGCUGACAGAUUUAGUGCAGGGAGAAUUCAUGCAGCUAGGCUCCAAGGAAACCGAAAACGAACGAUUCGCUCACUACUUCACCAAGACGUACAGGAAAACGGCGUCCCUGAUAGCGAAUAGUUUAAAAGCGGUGGCAGUCCUGUCCGGUGCGGACGAACAGAUGGUUGAGCUGAGCUUCCAGUACGGUCGGAAUCUGGGUCUGGCCUUCCAGUUCGUGGACGAUCUGCUUGAUUUUGUGUCCAGCUCCGAAGCGAUGGGAAAACCGGCGGCAGCCGAUCUGAAGCUGGGGCUGGCCACCGCGCCGGUGCUGUUUGCGUGCGAAAAGUUCCCCGAGCUGAACCCGAUGAUCCUGCGCCGCUUCCGGGAGCCGGGCGACGUCGAGCGGGCGUACGAGCUGGUGCACCAGUCGCAGGGCCUGGAGCAGACACGCUUCCUCGCGCGCAAGCACUGCAUCGAGGCGCUCCGGCUAGCGUCGCAAAUCAGCGAAUCGCCGUAUCAAAAGGGUUUGAUAGUGGUCGGCGACUUCGUGCUGAACCGAAUGAAAUAACAGAAGAACCGAGAUGGACCGAUGACGACGACGACGAAGUAGGCGAGCAGCAGCAGCACAACACAAGAACAAUAGUCGAUUGUUAGAGAGUUGGAUAAAUGUUUUGUUUUGUGGAAAGUAGAAGAGAGAUGAGAGAGAGAGGGAGAGCGUACGAGAGUGUGUUCGUUUGGGUGUUAGUGUUUUUUGAGUGCAUGCGAGUGUGUGCGUGAGACCGCGAGCUUUGUUUACUUCGAUAGAAGCAAGUAAAAACCGAGUUUCUUCACAGCUGUGGUUUGGAUGAAAGUUCUGUUUUUGCGAAUAAAUAUUCUUAACAGUAGGUAAAAGCAAAUCAAAAGAGGAAAAGCAAGCGUAUGUGCGCGUGGAACCAGUGCGGGUUUUUUAGAAAUCUAAUUUUAAACUCUUUUCCGUGUAAAAAAAACUCGAGAUAUGUAACUAGGAAGUCAGUUAGGUUUAUUUAGCAAGAAGAAAUAAUCCGUUUAUUAAUCAAAGUUAGUUGAUCGUAGGUUAGGUUUUGGUUUAAGUUCACCCCGCAAGAAGGGAACGAAGUUUUCUGGGAUUGUUUCGGGUUUUUGGGAGGUUUCGUUUCCGGCUUUCGGGUGACACGUAACAUCUAUCCUCUCCGUCUGUACUCUUUUUACCGGGUUAGCUGAAUUGGAGGUGUACGAAGUGCAAUGAUAAUCCCUUUGAUUCAUGUCUGUUUAGGAUAUUUUACAUAGUGUUUUUUUAUUAUUAUGAUUUUUUUUCAGUGUGUGAGUGAGUGAUACCGUACCGGGUGUAGAAGAUUUCAUUUCGUUUGCAGUGAACCAUAUAGUCAAGUUCUGUCAUCCGGUUCCUAACAGUUUGACACAGAUUUUUCCCCCACGAUAAGCAUCACAUUUUACCUUAAUAACGAAACAGAUUUCCAUAUCGUCAUCCCACAUCGUCGGUUUGUCGGAAUUUGACAGUUCUGUCAAAUGCCAGCACAAAUCAUGGCCAGCCUUGAUUUCAAAUGGUUUUUGACUCGCUUCGGUCACCGGAAUGUUUGAGAAUGCAAAGAAAAAUGAAGCUACACAGGAAAGACAUGGUCGAAGUAAGCACUGCCAUUCAUUCGACAUAUUUGUUUAGAUAGGGGAAAAAGUUUGACAGAUUGCAUUAGUGUGAGUGAGUGUUUGAAUGCACGAAAAUCCGAUGUUUCAAUGUCUUUUUUAUUCAGUGGUAAAAAAAUUGGUUUUUGAUUGUUUGCGUGACGAGCGAAGAAGCGCGCGAGAUGGGAUAAACACAAUACAAUUGUAAUAACAACAGGAGCCUUAGUAGAUUACAAGACAUGAAAGAAAAUGUAAAUAAACAAGCGUAGUUAAGUCAAAUUGGAAGAAACCAGCAGGAGAGACACGCGAGAAACGAAUGUGUUUAGUGUGUGCUAGCUCGUAAGUGUCAAACGUAGGCCAAUAAGCGACCACUAGCUGCUCAAUUAUUGUUUAAAACAACGCAAGUACCAGAUCCCAGAUUCUUAUUCUUUCUUAAUUAUUAUUAUUAUUAUUAUUUCCACCUUAACCCACGUCAGUUAAUUUGAUAAAAUCAAAGAAACGAAUGCAACACGCAACACACCCCACUCUGUACAUAGUUAGCUAUAAUUUAACCUCUAAGGAAAACGUCGUGGGAGUGACGUCUAGCGUAUCACAAACACACAAACACACACAUUUGUAUGCACUUGUUAUUUUUGCGAUUAUUCUAUCUAUUUGUUCUAUUGUUUAGUUCUACCCCUUACGAAAAAGGAACCGUCUAGGUAACAUAACCUCAUCCCCAAUGAAAACUCAACCCUUUGUCGCUGGGAAUCACUGUCCUUUCAUACUUCACUUUUUAUUCCUUGUUUAACCUGAUUUGACAAACCGUCAACCGACAGAUACAUUAACCAAUGAUUCAAAAAGCAGCUGUCGAGCAAAUCGCCAAAAAAAUCGAGGUUAUGCAAUUGUACUCAAAAAUUGGUCACCCUAGCAAGUUACCAGGACCAUCCAAUCACCACAACCACCACCACUACGCCGCCAACUAGAUCAAAUGGGAGAAAAACAAUGCACAUUAUUGUACAGCAAUACUAUACAUACCGACAGACACUCACACAUACACACGACACGUGGCAGUCUCGACUACUUUCACUCAAGUAGGAGGCGAACGAAUCCAAGCUUGCGGGGCGAUGAGAUGAUGAGAUGAAGCCCUGCGUGUAAGCGCCAAGUGGAAAAUUCCGUCCUAAUGGCGACGACAGAGGGCAGACCUAGCAGAAAUUUGUGUUCAACCGCGCGGGAAGGGGGUUUUAUAGGCCAGAAACCAAGCACAUUGAUUGAGGAAGCGCAAUAGGGAGGACGAAUGCCUCCCGACAUUAACACAGAGUAGGCGACGAGCGCAAGACAAGUUAAAAUUAUACACACACAAUAGAGCAUUGUGAAUGAGGAGAAAGAGUCGGUCGUAGUUGGCAUCGCCGCAAAUCACAUACACACAGGGGCGACUUCCGGCCACCACCGUCCGAUCGAACACGGUAGGCGGCGGUCGCGAGGGAUGGCGGCGAUGACAACCACGACGAAAAUUAAGAAGAAAAAAAAAAAGAACCGUCGACCUAGAAACAAGAGAUGUAUAUUAUCAUUACUAUAUUUUACGCAAAUCUUUACACACAAACACAGACACACACACCGAACAGAGAAAGGAUGUUUUUGAUAUGUAAUGAGUAAAAAAAUGAGAAAAGAGAAAAUAAAUGAGACUAAUCAUCUAUCAGCA